Molecule: messenger RNA, 1188 nt
Organism: Brassica rapa (field mustard)
Lineage: Eukaryota; Viridiplantae; Streptophyta; Magnoliopsida; Brassicales; Brassicaceae
Molecular function (GO): zinc ion binding
Source: RefSeq, a predicted model, not a curated record
AUGAAAGGGAUGUUAUUGGUAGCUCUAGGUCGAGAUGCAGAUAAUGCAAUAUAUCCUAUUGCUUGGGCUGUAGUGCAAGUAGAAAACACAAAUAAUUGGUUGUGGUUUGUGAAAAAGAUAAAAGAUGAUUUGGGUCUGCUUAAUGGUGAAGGAUUUAUCAUGGUCUCGGAUAGGCAAAAAGGAUUAAUCAAAGCUGUUCAGACUGAGCUGCCAGAAAUAGAGCAUAGAAUGUGUGUGAGGCAUAUAUACACAAAUUUGAUGGGGAAGCAUGGAAAAAAAGGAACAGAUUUGAAGCUUCAUGUUUGGAAUCUUGCGUGGAGCUACAAUGAGCCACAAUAUUAUGAGAACUUGGACAGGAUAUUCAACUACGAUUCUCAACUUCAUGAAGAUGUGUUAAAGACAAAUCCCAAGUCUUGGUAUAGAGCAUUCUUUAAGCUUGGAAAUUACUGUGAAGAUGUUGAGAAUAAUUCAACAGAAUCGUGGAACAACACAAUUCUGAAGGCUAGAGACAAGCCAUAUGUCCCUAUGUUGGAGAUGAUUGCUCGACAGUCAAUGGUCCGUAUCGCAAAGAGAAGUGUGAUAACGUUAGAUCACAGAAGCUUGUGUACUCCUUAUGUGAUUGAGUACCUAGAAGAGGAGUUAGAGAAAGCAUCGGCGUGUGUGGUGCAUAGAAGCACAAAUAACACAUUUGAUGCGAGAAUUGGUGGGUGCUCGUAUCGUGUUAAUUUGGAAACUAGAAGUUGUACUUGUAGGAGGUGGGACAUCACAGGCAUUCCUUGUGAGCAUGCGUAUGGGGUCAUCUUAAGCAAGAAGCUUGAGGUUCAAGAUUAUGUGUGUCAUUGGUUUAGGACUGCUAUGUGGCGGAGGACUUAUUCUGAAGGUAUAAUACCGCUUAGAGGUGCAAGGUUUUGGCCUGUUGGAGAAGAACCACGAGUGCAUCAAGCUCCGGAGCCACCACAACCUGGCCGUAAGAAAGGUGAAAAAGAUGGAAAGAGAGGAAAUAACAGUAAAAAGAGGAAAAAAGGAAUAAAUGAGUCUCCAACAAAGAAGAAACCCAAGAUGUUGAAGAGGAUAAUGCAUUGUAGUCAAUGUGGUGUAGCUAAUCACAACUCUCGAUUUCACAAGAAAGCACAACAGGCUCCUCAGCGUGACUCUUCUCAGGUUGAGUCUUCACAGGCUCAAGAAUAA